AUGAGCCCAUCGAUCCUAGUGUCCACUACACCAGCUGGUGUCACUACCAUAACCAUCACGCGCCCGCACCGCCGCAAUGCCGUGAACCCGUCGACGGCGCGUGAUCUGUACGACGCCUUUAUCGACUUUGAACAAGAUCCGGCGCAGAAAGUGGCCAUUCUGACCGGCGCAGACGGCGCCUUCUGCGCCGGUGCUGACCUGGUCGAUCUGACCACACAGAACCAAGGAAAUCCGGCUUCGUCUGACCCCAGAGACAGGAAUCAGAACCAUCUCCAACCGGUCCACGGUAGGAACUGCGGCCCAAUGGGUCCUUCCAGGCUGCAAGUCCGGAAGCCCGUGAUUGCCGCCGUCGCUGGGCACGCCGUCGCCGGCGGACUAGAACUCAGCUUGCUGGCGGACAUGCGGGUGGCCGAAGAGGACGCGGUCUUUGGAGUCUACUGUCGCCGCUGGGGCGUUCCGCUCAUCGAUGGCGGCACGGUACGUCUGCAGGCGAUCGUGGGACUCGGUCGUGCGCUGGAUAUGAUCUUGACCGGGCGGCCGGUGCCUGCUCAGGAAGCCCUGAGCAUCGGUCUCGCCAAUCGGGUGGUUCCCAAGGGCAAGGCUCUCGAAGAAGCCAACAAGAUCGCCGAGCAGCUUCUAAAGUUCCCCAAUGCUUGCAUGAAUGUCGAUAGGAACUCGUGCUAUUACGCCGCGUACAAUGCUUCGAGUUUCGAGGAUGCCAUGCAACAUGAGUUUGAGCAGGGUAUCCAGGUUUUGGAGAAGGAGAGUUUUCAGGGCGCAGCGAGGUUUGCUGGAGGCUUGGGGAGACAUGGAGGAUUCGAGAAACUGUGA
Messenger RNA from Capronia epimyces CBS 606.96, 831 nucleotides. Its product is annotated as enoyl-CoA hydratase. The transcript has a single exon. NCBI's taxonomy places the organism in Eukaryota, Fungi, Ascomycota, Eurotiomycetes, Chaetothyriales, Herpotrichiellaceae. The record is from RefSeq and is a predicted model, not a curated record. Bases 1 to 831 code for a protein of 276 amino acids. Gene Ontology annotation, molecular function: catalytic activity.